Molecule: messenger RNA, 2586 nt
Organism: Anopheles stephensi (Asian malaria mosquito)
Lineage: Eukaryota; Metazoa; Arthropoda; Insecta; Diptera; Culicidae
Gene: Ndfip
Product: NEDD4 family-interacting protein 1
Exons: 3
Coding region: 352-1035 (227 amino acids)
Biological process (GO): ubiquitin-dependent protein catabolic process; vacuolar transport; metal ion transport
Cellular component (GO): Golgi apparatus; endoplasmic reticulum; perinuclear region of cytoplasm
Molecular function (GO): WW domain binding
Source: RefSeq, a predicted model, not a curated record
AAAACGGCCCUGCGAGUGUGUGUGUGUGUGUGUCGAUGUUUGGAUUUUUCUUUGAAAAACGACACAAGCAAAAAGGAAAAAAGAUAAAAUUUUAUUCGUCUGCCCUGCUACUGUACCAACUCUUUGCCGUGUAGACAAAGUGGUAUCACUAGGAAAGGUCGUCGUUGUCGACGUCUCCGCGAAGUGACGAAACUAUUCAGGCGCUGCGCGUAUUGCUACUACGGAGCGGUGCAGUGAAGCGUAACAACAAGGAGAAAGGACUAGAUAAAUACACGGAAGCGAAGGAUACAGCAAAACUGACGGGAGAACGGAUAGUUUGAGCUGCUGUACACGCAAUCCACACCUCAUAAAAUGCCACCGACAAACAAUCGGCCGGAUGAACUGCCGCCACCGAAGGCAGACUUCAGUGCACCGCCACCGUACGAAGCAAACGAUCCGCAGCAGCACCAGCUGAACGAGUAUGGAUCGCAGCAGUCCGUACCGGUGCCGGAGCUCACCACCAAGCUGCCCACCUACGAGGAGGUGCAGAUGGAAAAGAUGAUCAAUCACGAGCUGCCAAUGCCACCGAUGGGCCCGCAGAUGCCACCACCGCCCCCGAGCAUCACUUCGAUGGGUGGCCGUGGAGUGGCGGGCGUACCCGGCGGGCCACAGGUGACGUUCAUAGCGAUCGAUGCCGACGGGGAAAACAUUACCGCGGACAAUGGGCUGCUCGGUACGGACAUAAUGUUUGUGACCGCGUUUUUGAUUGCGUUCCUGUUUAACUGGAUCGGAUUUUUGGUGCUGACGUGCUUCUGUCACACAAUCGCUGCCCGGUACGGUGCCCUGUCCGGGUUCGGGCUGUCGCUUGCCAAGUGGACCGUCAUCAUGAAGCACACGACCGACUUUGCGUCGCACGAAAACUCGUGGCUGUGGUGGUUGAUCAUGGCGUUCGGCUUUCUGAUCUGCGUGCGAGCCCUGGUGCAGUACAUUAGCAUCAAGCGAACCUGGCGCCUGCUGUCCACGUCCGCCCAGGAACGGCUACUGUUCUUCUACUAAUGCCCUCUGGUUUUCCGAUUGUGGUUGCUGUGUUUUGUAUUUGUUUUCAGUCGCUCCCCGUGGAUGGGUGUAUGGGGAGCGAUGCUUUUCCAUAAGUGUAGGUUUAAGAGUCUUUUUUUUUGUCGAGUGUUUUAUUCCUCCCCUUUCUGUAGUAGCGCGUCAGCAAACUUCUUAUUGAUGGGAAGUGAUUUUAAACCGUUUCCUAGCGAAACGCGCAACAUAUUUACACACAUAGUGAAACAGUAUGGUCCAAGUGAUCAUAGAUCGUUCGAGGGUAUAACGAUGGUAACCAACCAACCGAUGGAGCUAUCUCUACGCAUAACACAACACUUCAGGGAAUGAAACCAUGAUCAAAAAACACACGGUGAAAGUAGGCUUUGGAAUUGCAGCAGGCUCUGGCCGUGGUCGUGAAAGGGAAUCAUUAACAGUAGUAGUAAUUUUGUGAUAGCAAUCAGCGGAAAAAGGACCUCUAAAUGCUUGUUUGUUUCUAGUGGGGUGUCUCGAUAUGGGUAGUUUGCGUAUGUUUUGUGCUAUUUCAUUUCCUUCUCAUUGUUCCAACUUUGUCCUGCCAUUACUACCGGAAUGUAGUUGUAUUUUUUACUAGCUUUGUCAUAUGCAGAUGGCAUCACACCACCGUGUUUUAGUGUAGUGUUGGCAAACAUUUCACAAAAUAGUUUAUUUUAUUUGGCUUAAUAUUGUGUUUAUCCUUUUUGUUUCUUACAAACUGAUUGUAGAGAGGGAUAGGAAUUUAAUUUUAUACCUUUUUGUUUUUCUUUUGCAAAGUAAAAGUUACACAGCUGCGUGAGUGUAAGCAGUACGGUGCGCUAUUUUCUGAGUAAAAAACGAAGAAGAAAAAACACAAAUUCACGAAAAAUAUUAAUGUUUUUGAUCACCGCCGGUCUUGGCAAACAACCACACAAUAACCAGAUAAGAAAACCAAACCAAGUUGAGUUUUUGAUGUACAAAUCGCACACACACACACAAAAAAACUAAAUCAAACGCUUUGAUGAUGGUGUUUGUAACAAGAAGGACAAAACAUAGAACAAAAUCAUAUUUUUGUACACUGUAAAUAGGUUUGUGGAUUGGUGUUGUGAUUGUAAUAGCCAGCAAGAGAUAUGAAUCAAAACAGACAAACUGAAGGGAGGGUAGGGUACAAGGAAACACAGUAAAAAUACAAUAAACAUUUACUAUUGCAACUAAACUUCUCUCAUUACCACCAACUACUACUCUUCUACAACUAUUUGAACUGUCUGCUGCAAGCUAAGCUGCGCGCUAUAGCUCUGGUGGAAAUUGGGAAUGAGAAGGAAAUGGAAAAUUGGAACUAUGUGGAACCAAGCAGGAUGUGCUUUACUGCAUUAAAGGAAAGGGGAAGGAAAGGCAAAAGUGUUAGAGCAGAAGUAGCAAAAGAGAAAGGGAAAUACGUCUAUUGUACUGUAUAAAACACAUGCUAAAAAAAAGGAGAAUCGAAACAAAAGCUAUGUCUCAAAUAUUGUAAAAGUAAACAACAAAAAAACAACAAAAGUGAAUAAACACAUAUUGUAACUUAAUGUA